AUGGAGCCGUCAAAUCCAAUGUCUGGAACCAAGAGCGAGCCUUCAUUGGAUUCGCUUCAAGUCUGCCCAAACUCCAAUGUCAGCAGCAUGACUGGGUAUUCCUGGAAACGACUCCUUUUCUUCACUCGGAAACAGCAUAUUGGGGUUUUAUCUGCGGCCCUCGGCGCAGCAGCUUUGGUUGCAGCUUUAAGGACACUCCUUUCGGUAGUCCUGGGUCGAAUCUUUGACAUCAUUUCGCAGCUUGGCCAAGGAGCACGCACAGGACAGAUCGCUCUUGCUGAUGUCUCGACUUGGUGCCUUGUGCUUGUUGGCCUGGGGAUCGGAAGUUGGAUGGCAAACAGCUUAUUCCUCGGUCUUUGGAUUGUCUUCGGUGAAUUGCAAGCGCGCGAGGCUCGCAAGCGUGCCUUCACCAGUCUUUUGUCCCAGAGGCCAGAGUGGUUUGCGGCACUGAAUGAUGUGUCUUUCAUCAUUCUUUGCAUCGUCACGCGUAAUGUGGAUGCCGAAAUACGGCUACAGAAGCAACACUUACAAAAGGCGUCCACUUCCGCCGCCGCUGCCGUCAACGGAAUCGAUCUUGUCACGAUAUAUGCUGGUCACGACCGGGAAGUAUCCAAAUACGCCUUGGCGCUCAAGAGUGCUGCUCGACACUUCUUGAUUCAAGUUCGUUGCAACUCAAUUCAAACGGGCUACAUUGCCUUCUGGUCAAUCUCAGUUUUUGUUCUGGGCUUCUGGUAUGGCCUCGUCUUGGUUGAAAAGGGAAUGUCGCCCGGAAACGUUGUAACAACGUUUUAUGCAAUUCUUACAGCAUUCCAAGGUAUUGAAGCUCUUGUUGGUCACUGGCUUGUCUUGCUCAAAGGCAAAGGCGCAGUUUACUUCCUAUCAGACCUUGCCAAAUCCGAGGGAAGCUUUGAGGCGCCUUCUGCCAAAAAUCAUCAGGAAUUUAUUGGCGACGUUCGGUUAGAAAAGGUAAACUUUGCCUACGAAUCAAACCCUGACAACAACUGUUUGACAGAAGCAUCAUUGCACUUCCCAGCAAAGAAUAUGACUUUUUUGAUUGGUGACACUGGUUCAGGCAAAAGUACAGUCUGUGCCUUACUCGCCAAUCUUCUUACACCUGCUAGUGGGAAAGUAUUGUUUGAUGGCUGUCCUGUUGAUCAGCUAUGUCAGGCUUGUCUCCGAAGGCAAAUCGCUUUACUACAGCAGACCGGUCCUGUCAUUCAUGACACAUUCUUCAACAAUGUGGCACUUGGACAUACAUAUCCAUCAAAGGUCACUGAGUCUGAUGUCUUCCAAGCAUGUGAAUUUGCGGGGUUACGAUCCCUUAUACUGAACUUGCCUUUCGGAUUAUCUACAGUGAUUUCGUCUGAUGGCCAUAUACUCAGUGGUGGCCAGAGACAGAAACUUGCUCUGGCAAGGGCGUGGUUACGAGACCCGGCAGUCUUGAUUAUGGACGAGCCCACUAGUGCCUUGGAUCCUAUCAGUAAAUCCGAAUUCAUGACGGCCAUUAGAAGGUGGCGACGGGAGAAAACCACCAUCGUUGUUACCCAUGAUUUGUCAAACAUUGAAGAUCAAGACUUCGUUUACAUUUUGAAAAAUGGCUCUGUAUUUCGCCAGGGGAAAAUGCGAGAGCUACGGGAUGUCGCGACGGCCUUCUGUAACUCGGAGAGCGAGGGACCAUCAAAUCACCACGGCUCGCGGGAUAGCUUGGCUUCAGAUUCAACUAAGACGCAACAAACAAGUCAAUCAUGCCAUAUAUACUACAGCCAGUUGCCCACUGUCUCGCCGCAAAACAUGUCCUCCCUAAUAUUAUCAGCAAAAACAGACAGCUGCCAUGAUAGAAGAACUUCCCGAGCCGAUUGCCGCAGAAGUGUGACACGACCGCCAUCCUUGUGUUGGCAACUGCCUUCCGAUUGCGAAGGGACAAAGCAGCAGUUUUCGAACUACCUAGAUCGCCAUUUCGAAACACCAGCCGCAAAUGGGGAACUCUUACACCAAGACUGGCUCUUUGGGUUAAAAGAUAAGCAGACACUAACAGAUAAGAGUGUCACAAGACAGAAUAUCGAGGAUGAUGAUUUAGAAUCUACCUACACGAAAAAAGAAAGCCAGUACGAUAGCAUGUCGGCUAUAUAUGAAGUAUCAGAGAAGAAUUUCGGUCCGCUUAAUCGCCGAGUCGCAUCCUUGCUGGGCAUUGUUAGCACGAUAUGGCCCUCCAUCGCAAACCGAGACCGUGUGACGCUCAUUUUUGCCAUCCUUCUCUGUCUAGUUACUUCUGCCGCAACACCUGCCUUCUCUUACUGUCUUUCUCGACUUCUUAGUGCAAUGUGGACCAAGACAGGCAAAGAAGAAGGAGCGAGGUGGGCUUUAUAUCUUGUCGGAGUUGCCGUCAUCGACGGACUCUCUACAGGAGGGGCACAUUACCUGUUUGAAAAACUUUCCCAGACGUGGGUUGAUAACCUCAGAAAGCGAGCAUUCAGGAAUGUCCUGGGGCAGCCAAGGUCAUGGUUCCAAAGAACUCAGAUAUCAUCUGCACAGCUCAGUCAAUGUCUCGACCGGAACGCCCAAGAGAUGCGCAGUAUCGCGGGCAAGGUCAUUCCUGCUGCAAUCAUUGUUCUCGCACUGACAUCCAUAUCGAUCAUUUGGGCUAUGACAACAUGUUGGAAAUUGACAUUGGUCACACUAUCCCCUUUACCAUUGAUCAUUAUUGCCGUGGAGGCCUAUUCCGUCGUCAGUUCCACAUGGGAGCAGAGAUGUAAUGACGCGGCCACAAAUUCUUCUUCCAUUCUGAAAGAAGCACUUCUCAACUUCGAAUUCGUUCGAGUCUUUGCACUGGAGUCUUAUUUUAGUGGCAAACAAGCUUCAGCGGCAGACCAAGCUCUCCGUGUUGGCCUUGAGAAAUCGCUUUAUACAGGUCCUUUAUUUGGUCUUUACCAGUCCGCCAUUAUGCCCCUCACUGCUUUGGUCUUUUAUUAUGGCACCUUGAUUGUAGCAACAGACUCGAGAACCAGCGUGGGUGAAAUUCUUCAAGUCAUCAACCUCUUGUUGUUUUGCAUUGGCACGACAUUUGAGCUUCUAAAUGGCCUUCCCGAACUUACAGCGUCCAAACAAGCAGCCCCAGAUUUCUUGGAGUAUGUUCAGUUACCCGACGCUACUCAGCCGCUGCGAUACUUGCCGAAUCAGCCUUCUUCCCCGCUCCCAAUUCAGAUGUGUAAUGUAGACUUCACGCCUGACCAGUCUUCUCCUAAAAUUUUGAAUGGCCUAUCCCUUGACAUCAAUCCAGGCCAGUCUCUGGCAAUAGUAGGCGCGUCUGGAAGUGGAAAGUCUACAGCAUUAUCGCUUCUUCUCGGAAUCAACACUCCAAAUCAGUUGUCACAGAAUGAAGCAGAGGUUGACAGAUUCGGGCUGAGUUUUGGCAAUGUGCCCCUACCCAACAUCGACAUGGAAUGCCUCCGUUCAACAAUGGCGUACGUCCCGCAAAAACCCUUUCUUUUUCCAGCCACUAUUGCCGAAAACAUUGCCUACGGGAUUCAGUCGGCAUCCUCGCAGUCUCUUUUAGAGUCGGUUAUCCAAGCUGCCAAAGCAGCAGGGAUACAUGAGUUCAUCAUUUCUCUUCCAAAUGCGUACGAAACCGUCGUCGGCGAUGGAGGCCAAACACUAUCAGGGGGUCAAUCUCAACUGGUGAACAUAGCGCGUGCCCUGGCAAGAAGGCCAAAACUUCUUAUUCUGGAUGAACCGACAAGUUCGCUAGAUGCGGACAGCGCAGCCACAGUCCGUUCAGCGAUAUUGACCCUUAUCCGAUCGUCGCAAGGGAAGACCCGCGGCAUGGCCGUCGUCGUGGCUACUCAUUGUGUGAAAAUGAUGCAGGUUGUGGACGAGGUCGUACUUCUCGACGCUGGUACCAAGGUUGACCAGGGGACGUACACUUCAUUGGUGGCAAAUCGCGGCCCCCUGAGGCGACUUGUUCAUUAUGGUGCAGAAUGA
Molecule: messenger RNA, 3978 nt
Organism: Metarhizium acridum CQMa 102
Lineage: Eukaryota; Fungi; Ascomycota; Sordariomycetes; Hypocreales; Clavicipitaceae
Source: RefSeq, a predicted model, not a curated record